CCCCUCCCUCGCUCGCUCCCUGCCCACUCCCGCGGGGACGCUCCGUGGCGCGGCUUCUUCACACUUUAGUUGGGAGCCGCGCGCCGCGCUCAGUUACUGGAGAGCUGGCCGCGCGCCGCCGCCCCCCUCUCGCACGCACGCGGGCCCGGCCUCGGGGGGUUCGGCUUCUACUCCCAGCAGCAGGGAGGAGGGGGAGCCGCGGACACCCUGUGGGGAGGAGGAGGAGGAGGAGGAGGAGGGAGGAAGAGAAAAGCGAGGAGGAGAGGGCGGGGGGCGGGAGGCUCGCCACCUUCAGCCCCCCCGCGAGCGCCCAAGGGCUUUUCUCCACUGGGACUCCACGCAUGGACCCUUCCACCCCAAGGACAGCAGUGUGAGCGAGCACCCUGGGAGUAAAACACAUUUCCUCGAGUGGAUUGGAAGUCAUCACUGCGUUUCUGAAGACAUUUAGCCACAGAUUUAAUUCAAAAUCCUGUUGGUGUGCGCAGCUUGACCAACUCAGCAGCAAGGUGGAUUCUCUUUGUGUUUAAAGAAACAAAAAAAUGUUCCCGUGUCUGUAGAGAUGAUUUGCAGUUCAGCCCGGCUGAAGCUGACCGAAUGAGACUAUGGGCUGUGCCUCCGCCAAGCAUGUUGCUACUGUUCAAAAUGAAGAGGAAGCCCAGAAAGGGAAGAGCUACCAGAACGGAGAUGCAUUUGGCGAUGAGUAUAGGAUCAAACCAGUGGAAGAGGUCAAAUACAUGAAAAAUGGGGCAGAAGAGGAGCAGAAAAUAGCAGUGAGGAACCAAGAAAACUUGGAAAAAAGUGCCAGCUCAAAUGUAAGACUUAAAACUAAUAAAGAGAUUCCGGGAUUAGUUCAUCAACCCAGAGCAAACAUGCACAUCUCUGAAAGCCAACAAGAAUUCUUCAGAAUGCUGGAUGAAAAAAUUGAAAAGGGUCGGGAUUAUUGUUCGGAAGAAGAGGAUAUCACAUAGCACCAAUUCUGCCACUCAAACCAGGAGCUCCUACUGUGUAAAUAGGUUACACCCCAGUUGAAAUCUUUGCAAAGGUCGGUUCUCUUCAAUGAACAACACUAUAGCAAAAGAAGAUCGUUCCAUAUCGUAUGCCCCAUUAAAUUACAGUGUUUCUUAAUGAACUUGCAAAGGAAUAUUGCUAAAAACAAAACAAACAAAAAACUGUUACCGAACUUUCUCUGUUGCUGCUAGUUAAAACUUGUUGCAACUUUUCACUACUCUUGUGUCCAGGUAUGCAGCAAAAUUCUGCAGUUUCACUUUAAACAUACUGUUGGUUUUACAGAGGCUCUCCAACCUAUUUUGUAUAAGAUGAGGUCGUGGUGAACUCAGAUAUCAAACUUCUACUCUAGGCGGUUCCGCUUCUAACACAAGCAUCUCCUGCCCUCUUUCCUUCCUCCCCGUCUCUCCCGAGCGGUCCAGAGACGGACUGAGCCUUGCUUCUCACUGGCAAUGCUGAGCUUUGGAGAUGGGAUGAUUGCUAUGGCAAGCCUUGUUUCUCUGCUCAGAAAAAGUAGAGAAGCUGUUAUCAAUUAAAAGCAUGUUGUGACAUGACUCCUGGAAGUGACAUAGGCGUGAGCAGCAGGUUGUUUCAUUUAAUAGGUAUCUUAAUCAAGGAUUAAGCUUGCAACAUUGGCUUUGCUCAGAUGCAGAUGGAAGUGUGAUCACAAUCAUUUUGAAUCCCUCUUCCUCACUUUUUUUUCUAAAAAAAAAUAAACAUUUUACUGUUUUUAUGUA
Molecule: messenger RNA, 1742 nt
Organism: Cynocephalus volans (Philippine flying lemur)
Lineage: Eukaryota; Metazoa; Chordata; Mammalia; Dermoptera; Cynocephalidae
Gene: C8H1orf21
Product: chromosome 8 C1orf21 homolog
Exons: 7
Coding region: 603-968 (121 amino acids)
Source: RefSeq, a predicted model, not a curated record